UCACAGCAAUGGGCUUAAUUAUAUUACCUUUAGUGGAACUGUAUUCCUUGAACGCUGAUAGAAAAGUCGCUCCUCGUAUCAUUCUCGAGAAAACAGCUCCAGAAUUGGAGAUCAUUCCCGAGGAAGCAAAAAUUAUCUCCCAGAAGUCUUUUCAGAGAAAGAAAUUCGACAAUGUGUGGGAUAAAGCUGCGACACCUGCUAAUGUCAAAGCUGGAUUUGAAGCGACCGGAAUUUUCCCAUUCAAUCCAGAUAGGAUUCCAGAAGAAGUAUACGCUCCCAGCAUACCUACUCAUAAUUUCGCAGAACCUGGAGCUUCUCCUUCUGAAAAUCAAGAAAAUGGAGAUACUAACGACAGCGACGCUACAAAUCUGUUAAUUCCUCCUCAGGAAAAUGAAGAUACUAAUGAAAGCGACGUUACUGAUGCCAGUGGAAAUUCUCCUUAUCCUCUCCCAAAUGAAGACAAAGGUAAUUCAAAUCCAUCAAAUGAUUCCUCAGAUUCACAGCCAAGCCAAGCAAAGCGUUGUGCUGCAACUCCAGACAACGCCUCUGAUGAUCAUCCACAGCACCCAAAUCAAGAAGAUAUAUCGAACUUUAUAGAACCCCUGCCAAGUGUUUAUGACGAUUACGACAGUAGCGAUCACAUUCCUUUGUCCAAACUAAAGCAACAUCGAGUCAAAAACUGA
Molecule: messenger RNA, 683 nt
Organism: Acanthoscelides obtectus
Lineage: Eukaryota; Metazoa; Arthropoda; Insecta; Coleoptera; Chrysomelidae
Source: the annotation of a GenBank genome assembly